Messenger RNA from Medioppia subpectinata, 1177 nucleotides. The record is from the annotation of a GenBank genome assembly. Lineage: Eukaryota; Metazoa; Arthropoda; Arachnida; Sarcoptiformes; Oppiidae.
UUAACACAAUUUAAUCACUGAUCCGAUGGACAGGUAUUAUAUGUCAAGUGAUUCUGACUCUGAUCUGGAAGUGAAUGAUGUGUUGACCGAUAAUAGCGGACAACUGGUCGAUACACUCACUAAACACUCAUUGCCGACCACUUCCCACAAAGAGACGAGUGUCCGAACCAAAAGAGGUCGUCCGUUACGGCCAACCAUUGGCCACAAAUCAAAGCGACCGCAAUAUAAUAUCUCCGAUACGAGUAAUGAUGAAAACGAUGGACACGAAGAGUCUGACAGUCGGCCAACUCAGGCGAUCAAUAGAGAGGGGAGGGACCCGAACCAAAGUGAUCACCCGUUAUGGCUAACCAAUGGCCGCAAAUCAGGGCGAAAGCAAUAUAAUAUUUCCGAUACGAGUAGUUAUGAAGAGAGUGGACACCAGUCGACCGCCAGUCGGCCAAUACGAGUGUCCGCCGAUGGCAUACGUGAGGACUCGUGUCACGCGUGCGAUGUCUGCGGCAAAGCCUUCGUAUGGAAGUGCGAUCUCGACGCCCACCGGACAGCUGUCCACCAAAUCGGUAAUUAUCGGCUGUUUCCGUGCGACCGAUGCCAGCAUUGCUUCACCACUGAGACUGACUUGAGUGCCCACAAGUGGACAAAACAUAAGCCGCUUACAACUCUUGUUGAGCCCAAUGGACAGCGGACUCGGCGUUCAGACUUUGAGUGUAAAGAUUGUGGUAAAAGAUUUAAGUCGGCUGAAGGUGUGGGCCGUCAUCGAGAGUUAGUCCACUCCGUCCUCCCGAUGUCUAUCAAGACUGACGGCUGCGUUGAGUCCACACAAAAAGAGAUAAAAAAGCACACACAAUGUCUGGACAGUGGAUGUGACGACAGAUUCCGUACGGCGACCGACGCUUACAUUUGUCGGUCGGAGACUAUCUAUCAGUUUGAAUGCGUGGACAGAGAGUCAGAGAGGGAGGGCUGGGCUCUGGCAGUGCACCGAACGAGCGCCGGUCUGUUCAGUUUUGACACCUAUUUAUAUAACUUUCAGACCCAUGUCCACAACGACUACCCGUUGGGACCCAAUUAUAUGGCAGUUGUGGACACGCCGUGGGUUUUGAAAGCCACGGCAUUGCUGGUCAUGUCUUUCAUGGAUCAGCACUUGAAGAAUGCGGUCGUGUUGUCAGUAGAGAUGAGUUGA